This is a messenger RNA of Culex pipiens pallens (northern house mosquito), 1839 nucleotides long. RefSeq lists its product as uncharacterized. NCBI's taxonomy places the organism in Eukaryota, Metazoa, Arthropoda, Insecta, Diptera, Culicidae. Bases 1 to 1839 code for a protein of 612 amino acids. The record is from RefSeq and is a predicted model, not a curated record. The transcript has a single exon.
AUGAUUUCCAACUACGUGAACUACCAACACCAACAACACCCAAAAGAAAACAACUGGAUCCAACAGGACAUCAUGCGUAGUAAACACUUCUUGAGAGAGAACGAUCAGCUGUACGUGACAAGGGCAGACAAAGGGAAUAAGGUGGUUGUCAUCGGAGCAGAAGAGUAUCGACGUAAGAUGAGAGAACUUGUAAACGACACAACCACGUACAGACAGCUUGAAGGGGAUCCCACUCACACCAUCUUGAGUGACCUAAACACUCUUGUCAAGCAAUGGUGGACAGAUAAACAAAUCAGUGGCCCCAAGAAACGAGAGCUGCUUCUGUUCCACUGCAACCCCCCGCGGAUCUACGGCCUCCCCAAGAUCCACAAACCGAACAGACCACUCCGCCCGGUCGUGUCGACGAUUGGGACAGCCACGUACAAAAUGGCCAAGUUCCUCGCGGGCAUACUGGGUCAUCUGGUGGGGAAGACCAACAGUCACGUAAGGAGCAGUUUCACCUUCGCUGAAGAGAUCAGUAAGGUGGAAGUACCUGAUGGUUGCGUGAUGUACUCGCUGGAUGUAGUCUCGUUGUACACUAACAUCCCAGUGGACAAGAUCUACAGGUGUAUCAAGGCAAGAUAUGGGGAACUUGCCAGGUACACCUCUAUCCCGUGGCCAAGCUUCAAAAAAGCACUAAAAAUUGUACUAGAAAACGCCUUUUUCCAGUACGAAGGUAAAAUUUACGGCCAAACCUUCGGCGUCCCGAUGGGGUCUCCUCUCUCUUCGGUAGUCUCCGACAUUGUGAUGGAAAAGCUCGAACGAAAAAACAUCAACAAACUGCAGCAGAAAAACAUCACUCUCCAUGUGUACAAACGCUACGUCGACGACUGCUUUGUGGUAGGAAGAGAAGAAGACAUCACCACCGUUGUUGAUACCUUCAACUCAACGUACGAAAGCCUGCAGUUUACGUUGGAGAGAGAGAAAGACGCCUCCAUUAGGUUCCUCGAUCUCACGUUGACCAGAGCAGGACGAAAGAUCGAGAAGAAGUGGUACCCCAAACAAGAGAACGGUCGCUACCUGGACUACCUCUCGGAGAGCCCAAGGUGUCACAAACGUAACACUGCUAUCGCUCUGGUUGACCGGGCACUUAUGCUAACCGAUCCGGACAAGCGACCAGAGAGCAUACGCAUAGUAAAGAACAUCCUACUGACCAACAACUACCCAGCUUGGUUCAUCUCGCGCACUCUCAAGGAGAGGGUGCAUUUUCUGUACAACUCUCUCGAGCAGGAGAGAAAAAGGGACGAGAGAGCGAGCUCAUACGCAUCAGUGGCGUAUAUCCCCCACCUCAGCGAGAAGGUUGGGAAAGCGCUACGCAAACACGGCGUUGUUGCUGCAUACAAGCCAAACAACAAGAUCAAGAACACAGUUUUCAGCAAAUUGAAGGAUAAAAUCCCCAUGAUGCAGCAGACAAACGUCGUGUACAGCGUACCGUGCGGAGCCUGCGCCGACAAGGUGUACAUCGGACAAACCUCGCAGAAGCUUGAGAAGAGGCUGAAACAACACAAGGACGCGGUCAGAACCAACAACCCCAGCUCUGGUCUCGCCCAGCACUCUUUGGAGUUAGGACAUGUUUUCGACUUCUCCCGUGCGAGCAUUUUGGAGAAGGUCGAAACAGAGAGACUGAGAUGUACAGCAGAGAUGUUACACAUCAAAAUGAGGGGCAGUGGAGCAGUCAACCUGCAGAGAGAGUCGGCGUCGCUCUCGUCGUCGUACAACUGCCUGCUCAAGAAGAUACGCGAGACGGAAAGAGCGACGCGGUCAGCUGUAGCAGAUCAGGCGACCCAGCAGGAGGAGUAG